AUGGAUUUCAUGAAGAUGUUUAAAAAAGGCUCCGACCCUGCGGGGGACGGCUUGCUCGAGGAGUGCGUGAAUCCAAUCAACUUGGAAUCUUUGGGUCUGGUUGAGGGCAUUGGGCCUGCUUUGACGCCAGAUUUUGACGAUGUCGGAUUGAGUAUGCGCGAAUACAUCGAGAAAUGGAAGACGCUGUACCCGUUAACCGAAAGCGUCGACUCGGUUCUGGAGAAGCUGAAGGAGUUGAAGAAGCUGGUAUGGAGCCUGCCCGUGUGCGUUGGUGACGGAGGUGACAUAGCUCAAGGGCGUAAGUGGUACAAGCUGUGGAAUGUGGACCCUGUCAACGACGUCAAGAUAUCCGAGCUCUACUGGUGUAACGAUAUCAAUCUCUUCCGCUACCUCCGCAGCUUCAAAUUCAAGGUACAGCAGGCGUUCACGAUGCUUCGAAGGACGCUCGCUUGGAGGCGUUUCAAGAAAAUUGACGACAUCAACACGGACAACGUGGCCAUAUCAAACACUGGAGGUAUGGUCUACAGGAAGGGUUACGAUAAGAGCGGAAAACCUGUCGUGUAUUACAGGCCGAGCAAUGAAGUGGAUUUCGACCGUGAGAGGCAAGUUUUGCUUCUGUUCUUCAUGUUAGAACUGGCGAUGUUUACGUGCCUUUUCGCAGAGGGUAACGACAAGGUGGUUCUCAUCGUUGACCUCGCCAAGUGGUCCAUCAGCAAAAUGCCUAGCCUGGAGCUCGUCAUUGAUACGGUGCGUGCGUCGUCCGACCACUACCCCGGUGUCGUCCACGACAUCAUCAUCAUCGACCCGCCGAUGCUCAUGGACCCGCUCAUGCAAAUGAUCAAGGCUGUCGUGGACCAGCAGACGGCCAAGAAGAUAGUGAUGAAGCAUAGGGGCUCAAAGCUGGAAGCGUUCCUUAAGAACAAGAUCGACGUGAGCCAGGUUGAGGAAUCCAUGGGUGGAGCCAAUAAGACGCACUACGACCACGAUCUCUACUGGCCCGGCGAAACGAAGGCGGCCAUCGAGAUCCACGAGCGCAGGAAUAAAUGGAUCGCUGCGCACGAGAAGGAAUGGUUGGAGUCGAAGAAGAAUGGAGCUCCAGGUGCGCCGCUUGGAGGUGAAGAUUCCGCCACUGCGGAACCAUCUGAAACCACCGCUGAAUAA
Babesia ovata is the source of this 1161-nucleotide messenger RNA. RefSeq names its product CRAL TRIO domain-containing protein, putative. Lineage: Eukaryota; Apicomplexa; Aconoidasida; Piroplasmida; Babesiidae. The coding region runs from base 1 to 1161 and encodes 386 amino acids. The transcript has a single exon. The record is from RefSeq and is a predicted model, not a curated record. Gene Ontology annotation, molecular function: phosphatidylinositol transfer activity.